AUAUUAAGCUCAAAAGGUUUGUUUGUUUUGAUCGAUCCUAUACAACCCCAAGCAAGCCUUUCUUUGUCGACGUCUAAUUUCAUGUGGGCUGUAAAGGUGGCGAACCCAACUAAUAAUAAUUCGUCUGGUUAUUUCAUGACCUCUCAUCAUCGUGGGAACAAUAAGGCCGGUGAAGAAGCACCUCCAUCGUCUCUUGUACUGGACAUGUUCUCACCAGACUACAUUUUUUCUCAUGAGAUGUCUACUAUGGUUACCGCUUUAACUCAUGUCGUUUCUGGACACUCCUCUCUUUCUCCAUCCACUGCCCCCGCCACACUGUCCUCUGCUUCUGCUUCUGGUUCGGCAGGAGGACAUAAAAGGCUCCGUGAUCAAGACCAGGAGCUUUCAGAACAACAACAACAGCAUCCAAUAUUUCAUCAAGAAUCAACAACGACAAGAAGCAGCGAAAAUCAGAGGAGGAAGUACAGAGGGGUACGACAACGACCAUGGGGGAAAUGGGCGGCGGAGAUAAGGGAUCCACAAAAGGCGGCAAGAGUAUGGUUAGGUACCUUUGAUACCGCUGAAGCUGCGGCCAGAGCAUACGAUGAAGCUGCUCUUAGAUUCCGAGGUAACCGAGCCAAACUCAACUUCCCUGAAAACGCAGUACUUCUGUUGCCAACACCCAAUAAUAUUAUUCCCCAACCACCAGCUAACUGGCACUUCCACCAGAAUCACUUCUGAUCUACAACAACCUCAAAGAAAGAAAAUGUUUUACAAGAAAGAAAUGUCAACGAUGACAUCACAUGAUCCCCCGCAAAAUGAAUCGUUGCCGAAUGAGACGUCAUGGCGAGUUGGUUCUAGUUCUAGUCAAUUCCAGGAUUAAGAUAUACGUGUUUUGUUUUGUUUUGUAACAUCCCAAACUCGUCUGGUUUUUUCCCUUCAAUUCUUAAUUGUCAAUUGUGAAUGUAAAAGAGAGCAUACUAUACUACAACUUUUUUAGGAUAGGAUAUAUUAUGGUAUAAUUAAUAAAUUUCAUGUUUAUCUGGA
This is a messenger RNA of Helianthus annuus (common sunflower), 1026 nucleotides long. Its product is annotated as ethylene-responsive transcription factor ERF110. The record is from RefSeq and is a predicted model, not a curated record. Gene Ontology annotation, molecular function: DNA-binding transcription factor activity; DNA binding. NCBI's taxonomy places the organism in Eukaryota, Viridiplantae, Streptophyta, Magnoliopsida, Asterales, Asteraceae. Gene Ontology annotation, biological process: ethylene-activated signaling pathway; regulation of DNA-templated transcription. The transcript is spliced from 2 exons. Bases 82 to 720 code for a protein of 212 amino acids.